AUGUCGAUGGCCAAUCCAGAAGAUAUUGCCCGAGCUGUGGCCGCUCUACAAUCCCAUCCUGCUCUGGCCAAUGCUGUAGCUCAAGCUCAACAAGCACAAUCGAAUGGAACCGCUUCAACGUCUGCUCAGAACGCUUCUCUGCCUCAAUACUCGGUUCCUGGACCUGUGAUGGCGGGCACGUCGAAGUACACGCAGUUGUUGGCUUUGAUUGAAGAACUAGGCAAGGAUAUUCGACCAACUUACACUGGAAACAGAAACUGUUCCGAACGGCUGAAGAGAGGACUAGUUCAUGCUCGGAUCUUGGUUAGGGAAUGUUUGGUGGAAAUCGAGAGGAACGCUGCUCGCAACCAAUAA
Messenger RNA from Bursaphelenchus okinawaensis, 354 nucleotides. Lineage: Eukaryota; Metazoa; Nematoda; Chromadorea; Rhabditida; Aphelenchoididae. The record is from the annotation of a GenBank genome assembly.